ACUCUCAUUUAUUUCAAAUUUACAAUUCCUCUCAUUCAACUAAGCUAAUCAACUACAUUCCCAUCUUCUCCUUGUGUACUAGUUCAUUUUCAUCCUCAUUUAAGGUAUGAAUAAAACCCUAAUUUUUGUUCAAUAUGCAAAUUGUUUUUUUUGUUCAUUAUUGUUUGAAUUGAAGUUAUAAAAACGUUAAUUGUUUGUUACAUUCUAUUGUUUUCAUGAUUUAAGCUUACGUUUUACACAUUUGUAGUUGAAUUUUAGGAUUUGUUUUGUAUGCAUAUAAAGUGUUUGAUGAAAUGCUUCAAUGAAAGUUUAUUACUUUGUAGGGUUAGUUUAAUGGUUUUUGUAUAUAUUCAUGGUAUUUUUAGCUUUUAUAUUUGAAAUGAACCUUAUAAUAAGUGUUCUAAUACCUUAGUAUCACAAAUUCUUGUAUUCAAAUUUACACUUCCCGUUAUAGUGUAUUGGGGUGAGGAAGUCAUGAUAUUGGUUGCAAAUUGGUAGCAAAUUGGUGGAGAUAUCACAUGAAAGAUCAUUAUCCCAUUGAAAAACAUGUUGAAUUGGUUGCAAAUUUGGAUAAUGCGAGGGAAGUCAUGAUAUGGCGAUGAAAAACACGUAACAGCGAUCAUGGCGAUGCCGGGCCCAGUUGAUCCAUCAGUGCUUACGCUUCAGGCGACACACAGGAGCGUAGCUGCGUGGGAGGGCUCCACUGCCCAAUUGGUUACUCGUCAGCACUACCAGGCGAGUACGUUACGGUGGGAGGUGGAUGACAGGGUAUUAGACGUAGUCGAGCUAGCUGGUUUUAGAUACAUUCACCGGUUGUUGGGCGGGGGCUUAGAGCUCGAUCGAGCUCUUAUCACUGCAUUGGUGGAGAGGUGGAGGCCGGAGACACAUACCUUCCACCUCACAGUUGGCGAGGCAACGAUCACGUUGCAAGAUGUGGCAGUUAUCAUGGGACUGCCGGUUGAAGGACAAGCAGUCAUUGGUCAUGGGGAGGGAAAUUGGCCAGCAUUAGUACAUGAGCUGCUAGGGGUUUGGCCGGAAAACCCUCAAGACCCCUCACAGCCGAAGAUCAUCGUUGGAUCGUCAUUGAAGCUGACUUGGCUUCGACAGCAUUUUAGCGCGCUUGACGAUGAUGCAGAUGAUGUGACGGUUGACAGACAUGCCCAAGUUUACAUUUUGUACCUGUUUGGAUGCAUCUUGUUUCCGGACAAGAGCGGCGACUCGGUACAGUUGAUCUAUCUCCCUCUACUGGGAGACUUGGAGCGCGUAGACGAGUACAGUUGGGGAAGUGCUACCCUAGCGUAUCUGUAUCGUAACUUAUGUCGAGCAUCUCGUAAGGGUGCCAAGGACAUGGGUGGAUGCUUGAUGUUGUUACAGAUAUGGUCAUGGGAGCACAUUCAUAUAGGGAGGCCCAUUAUUCGGACGGUUCGACCGGAUGGGCAACAUGAUCAGGAAGAUGACGCGGAUGAUUUUGAACCGAUAUUAGGGUCACAGCAUCGGCGCGGGAUGGAUCCUUUGGCAGUAAGCUGGCUUCGCGUAUAUCUUUCGAGAUCCCACUCCCCACAUACUCUCGUCUACUACAGGGACGCACUAGAUCGACAACGGGACGAGCAGAUGACAUGGCAGCCUUACACAGCGGCUAAGAUGGAAGCUCUACCACACAUAUGUACAUCGGGCCACGAGAUUUGGAGAUCUCGUUGUCCUCUUAUUUGCUUUAACAUCGUCGAGCUACAUCUCUCGGAUCGUGUCAUGCGUCAAUUCGGUUUGGAGCAGGUAAUUCCGCAAGCCUGUGACACCCAACGUCAACUACAUGCGAUCGAUCGGAGGACUGGGGACAAGAACUACCUCGUACGACAUAGAUCGCAUGUAGAUGCGUGGAACGACCGAGCAUCUACAUUGGUUGGAGGAGAUAACUUCACAGGUCAUAGCUCUGCUAUGUACAUGAGUUGGUACAGGCGCAUCUCCAUAUUACGCCUAACGAACAUCGCAUUUGCGCAGCCAGGAUCACAUUACCAUCCGACAUCUACGUUACUGGCUGAGCGCAUCCAAUCGGUGUUGAUACAAUGUAAUGACACGAUUCAAGGGGCCGCUACAUCGCCAGUUGACGUGGGCUAUCGGCUAUGUUCUCAGACCUUAGGCUCCAUUAAUGCGUCGUUGACCGAUGCAUUGAGUCAAGCGGGUUAUGAGUACCUCAUACCGACUCCACCCGUCAUUGGCGACGUAGAUGACACAUUCCACACUCCUUCUCCAAGGAGUUCAGCCCAUCGAGGUAGCUCUUCUGGAGGAUCCAGUUCUCGAUCCACAAGAGGCCGCCAGCGUUCAUCUACUCAGGGUCGGUCUUCCAGAUCGCCAUCGACAUCCGCUACUAUGUCGCCGUUCGUUCCCCCGUCUUCCAUCAACACUCCUCCGCCACAUCCAUCGCCUUCGCAAAGGAUUAUCACAUAUCAGCGUGCUAGUCAACGACGAGCUCCUACUCUUAAUGUCAUUGCGGAGGUUGACGAGUUCACACCAUCAUCAUCCACCGGUGCGCAAAACAAAAGGGGCCGGGGGUUGUAGUUUAACAAACUUUGUAUAUUCUUAUAUUAUUUUAACUUCUUGUAUAUUCUUGUAUGAUUUUAACUUUGUAUGUUCAUGAUUGUAAUAUAUCUUCGCAUUAUUUUCAUAAUUAAUUUUUUCAAAUCAAGCUGGUUCGUAAUUGAUUAAUAUGGAAUAGAUGGUAUUGAACUAGUUUAAUGC
Amaranthus tricolor (Joseph's coat) is the source of this 2733-nucleotide messenger RNA. Its product is annotated as serine/threonine-protein phosphatase 7 long form homolog. The record is from RefSeq and is a predicted model, not a curated record. Gene Ontology annotation, biological process: meristem maintenance; meristem development. Lineage: Eukaryota; Viridiplantae; Streptophyta; Magnoliopsida; Caryophyllales; Amaranthaceae. The transcript has 4 exons. Bases 622 to 2553 code for a protein of 643 amino acids.